Molecule: messenger RNA, 1417 nt
Organism: Priapulus caudatus
Lineage: Eukaryota; Metazoa; Priapulida; Priapulimorpha; Priapulimorphida; Priapulidae
Exons: 2
Coding region: 11-1168 (385 amino acids)
Source: RefSeq, a predicted model, not a curated record
GUAUGCGAUCAUGAAAUCGUGCUGGCAUCAUAAUCCUAGAUGCCGACCGUCGUUCUUCUGUCUGCGUCAGAAGCUGGAUCGAAUCCUAGAAAACACUAACGCCUACUUGACCUUCACCACAGCGGAAGACGCUAUCGAUGCUGUCAACGAAGGAAAUUUCAGUCUCGGCAGUGAUGCGAUACGUUACCCGGGCGUCGGCUGCGAAGUGACGUCACCACCUUGUUACGGCGAGGCCCGCCAGAGUGCGUCCACCUCCUCCGCCGAGAGCACAGUCAUCAUGCUCAGCCACAAGACGGCAGCACUGUCGCAGUCUCUGCCCGCAUCUGAGUCGCAAGGGCGCCGCGGCCAUGCCAAGCUGCUCGCAGACACAGAGCCCUCUGGCGGUCCCCCGUCGGUGCCAACUCGUAGUGAUCUAGAGCUGGUACCGUCCGGUGUUCGCGCGUCGGUGAACGACGUCGACAAGCCGGCGACGACGGCGGACGAACACGCGCAACGUCGGCAGUCGUGUCCCGGCGUCUGCGACAGCGACGACGACGACGACGCCGCAGACGUCGGUUCGCUGUCGUCCGAGACGUCGCUCGCUAAGAGCACGUCGCUGCGCUCGUUCAUCGUCGGCCAGUCGUCGCCGCCGCGGCGCUCGACGCAUCAGACGCACAGCAGCGGCGAGUACAACGACUACCGCACGCUGGCCGGGAAACACACGAAGACCGCAGACCUCAGCGGCUCAUUUCGGCAGUGCGGCCACCACCGGACAAGCGGUGACUGCAAGCACGAUGACCGCACGAGCAGUGACCGGAUGCGCGUCGGCUCGCUCGUGACCGCCGACAAAAAAACGCGCUUCGUCGUCAACGACGAAAAAUGCACGAACAUUGGUUGGCGCGAACCCAUCGCUGAUGACGUCACUCCGAAUCAUCACUGCUACGCGAACAUACGCUAUGCGCGCUCGCUGCCCCAUCUAUCGGCCGAUCACGCGCACGGAGACGUGUUGCGCUCGCACUCUGAUGAGCGUGCCGAGCAGGGCGCCGACUGCACGCCACCUGGCGGCAACAACUGGCUCGACGUCUCGCCGGGUUUUAAUUGGUUGGCGAGAAUCGGUUCGGCGCCGUGGUUGGCUGACAGCAAGCGACUAUGCGGUGGCCUGGUCGCGACAAGUCCGCAUCAUGUGUAAGGUAAAGAGUCGCCGGAUGGCGCCACCUGUCUGAGAUGCGACAAGACUUGCUCUUAGACAUCUUACAGUUGUAUGGAUAUACGUAAAGUGAACCAUCCCUAAAGAACCAGCUCUAAACAGAAACCUGUCUAGGUACUUCUCUAUGUUUCUGGCAUGCGCACUUCUCUUCUCCCUAUUCUCUUUCCCGCUUUCUCUUCUUCUCUCUCGCGCGCUCCCCUUCUACUCCCUCCCUUUUUCUUUCCUUUUCUC